GACCAGAUCAUUGUUUGUAAAGAUCUAGGGUUGAGAUAAUUAUGUAAUGUGCUUCUAUGAGAUUUCACAAACCAAUAAUAAUAUUUCAUUGUUAGUCCGUACAACAAGUGGAUCCUUGGCGCAAUGGUAGCGCGUCUGACUCCAGAUCAGAAGGUUGCGUGUUCGAUUCACGUAGGGUUCAAUUCCCUUUUUAUCUUACCAAUCCAAACUUCACCUCUACCCCAAAAGAAUCACGUUAUUACAAAGAGCUCCACAUUUUGCAGAUUUAGUCAUUUACAUUAAAAUUCCGUCAAUGCAGCCCAGCCCAAAUAUUUCACUUUGAUCCCCUAUCUUUCCAAAUUUUCUCUCUCCUUAGUCCUCUCUCCCUCCCUUUCAUCAACCACUCGCUAUCUCCAGAGCCGCAGCCUACGAGGUUUUUGCAGAGACUUGCAGAUAGAAAAUGGCGCUGCACCAAAUCACAGCCCUCAAUUCUUCCCCAUUCGCCCUUCAUUUUGCUCCAAUUCGCAGUCCGGAGAUUCAAUCCCAGCGGCGGCCGCCGCAGCUCCGGUUCGGCGUCGUCGCCUGCGUCUCGACGGCGAAAACCAAACCGCCCCGUAGGAAACCUUCGCCAGACGCCGAGAAAGCGGAGGCCGAGGAGCUGGUUCGCGUCAUUGUGAGGAGCUUCACCGAGAAGGAGCCUCUCUCAAAGACGCUGAACAAGUACGUAAGGCUCGUAAGGACUCAACACUGCUUCAUGCUGUUCGAGGAGCUCGGGAGGAAGGGGAAAUGGCUCCAAUGUCUCGAGGUGUUCAGGUGGAUGCAGAAACAGAUGUGGUAUGUAGCCGAUAAUGGUGUCUACUCCAAGCUGAUAUCUGUCAUGGGGAAGCACGGCCAAAUCAGGAUGGCAAUGUGGCUCUUCUCAGAGAUGCGCAACAGCGGAUGUCGCCCCGAUACUUCAGUCUACAAUUCACUGAUAUCAGCUCACCUCCAUUCCAGGGACAAAGCGAAAGCUUUGGCAAAGGCACUCGGCUACUUCGAGAGGAUGAAAGGCUUGGAGAGGUGCCAGCCGAAUGUAGUUACCUACAACAUCCUCUUGCGAGCGUGUGCUCAAGCUCGAGAGGUGGAUCAAGUCAAUGCAUUGUUGAAAGAGCUUGAGAGCAGCAAUGUGUCGCCUGAUGUUUAUACGUAUAAUGGCGUUAUGGAUGCAUACGGAAAGAACGGGAUGAUUUCUGAGAUGGAAUCUUUGCUUGCGUUGAUGAAGAGCGAUCGGUGUAAACCCGACAUUAUAACCUUCAAUCUUCUGAUAGAUUCAUAUGGCAGGAAGCAGCAGUUUGCUAAGAUGGAGCAGGUUUUCAAGAGCUUGUUGAGUCAUCCCAAGGAGAAACCGACUCUCCCCACUUUCAACUCGAUGAUCACGAGCUAUGGGAAAGCGAGGCAGAGGGAAAGAGCAGAAUCUGUGUUCGAGAAGAUGACUGUUGAGAUGAAGUACACGCCUAGCUUCAUCACCUUUGAGAGUAUGAUCACUAUGUACGGGUUUUGUGAUUGCAUGUCUUAUGCUCGGGAGAUAUUCGAUUCGAUGGUUGGGUCAGGGAAGGAGAUUAGGGUGUCAACGUUGAAUGCAAUGCUCAGUGUUUACUGCAUGAAUAAGUUGCACAGUGAAGCACAGUUGCUUCUCGAGAAUGUCGGCGGGCUUGGGGUGAGACCGGAUUCUUCAACGUAUAAGCUUCUUUAUAAGGCAUACACUAAAGCUAAUCAGAAAGAGCUGGUGGAGAGAUUGCUGAAGAGAAUGGAGAGAGAUGGUGUUGUCCCAAAUAAGAAGUUUUUCCUGGAUGCUUUGGGAAGUUCCAAGUCUUCGGCAGAAGGUUCAGAGUCUAAUAGGAGAUCGACAAAUUCGCAGAAUGCUACAAAGAGUCUGAAGACAGCAGCAAGCCCCUACUUUAGCAAGCUUGCUUCAAGUCCAAGCAAAGCCAUUCACCCACGAAAGGAGGACAAGAAAGAGAUCAAAGAUAUUGAUAUUGUGGUUUAGGUGAUGGAUGCCAAACUGCUAUGCUAGAGUAACUAGUCAAGCUAGGUUUUGCUUGCUUCAGCAGGUAUCAACUCUUGGAUUCAAGACCAAAGCGUUGCUGCUAUAACUUGUACCGGUUAGGCUCGCUGAUUAAGAGCAGGCAGGCUGACGACAAAACUUGAGCUCUUCACUCCACGUUUAUCGAGUGAUGGCUUUGUGGCAGCUCGUGAGCUUUUGUUAUUUUAUAGAGCGGUGAAGUAGGUUCUUUUGUUGUAGUCGAGCAAAUUGCAAUUCUGUACAUACGAUGUAGAACUUGCAUAAUGAGUGCAACUUGCUUAAUACAAGUUCAUUAGUCCGAAAGAAAGGACUGCAAGAGGUCGUUGGCAAGAACACCUGCAUCGUAGGUUAACUUCCUAUGAACUAUUCAGACUUUCAGCACUGUGUUUUGAGUCAAGAAAACAGAGAACCAGGUUGUGAAGUCAAUAAUAUAAGGGUUUUCCUUUCAUCAGUACAACUCUUUGUAGACCCAUCGAUGAUUCAAAGUUUCAAACUGAACUCCCCAGUUUCAAGCAUAUCAUUUAGCAAGGCCAAAUGCCUGAAAGUUUGGUGUUCAAAGGGUUGUUAAGAGAAGGGAAGUGUUGGAGGUGGCUGAAUGUGAUGAUUUCGUUGUAAGCCAGACAUUAGGACCUUGAUUCUUCUUAACUUAAUCGACAAGAAGCAGCAGUUUGAUAAAAAUCAUGAACGACCUACACAGUUGAGCAUAAUUGCUUCUCCAGACUUGUGAGAAAGAUUCAGUGUCGAAUAGGAGACCACGGAAUUUGCAGAAUGUUGUGAAGAGUCUUAAGACAGCAGCCUCAUACUGUUUAGCAAGCUUGCUUUAAGCGAUAGAAAGAGAUCAAUUUACAGCAAGAAGUUGAUAUUGUGGACUAGGAUACAAUAGGUCUUUUUCCCAAUGUUAUUGAUAUGCUAGAAUCACGCUGUCAAGUUCAGGUGUUAAUAGCUUGAGAAGUUACCAACAUCAACAUUCAAAACCAAGAGAAAAUGCAGUUACACAGGUGAAGCUGGCUGAUGAAGAAGCAGGAUAAACUUGAGAUCCUUCGCGUUAACAGAGAUAAACAGAUUGAUGGCUCGAGCUUCCUUGGCGUUAUAGAGUGAUGAAGUAGAUUUUUUUUGUUGUAGUAGGAGAGAUUAAUUGUAAUUUCUGUACAUAUAGUCUAGAAACUUGAGAUUGCACAGCAUUCUUAGCUCCAAACAUCGAAAUACACUUGCAGUAGUAGUUCAGUCCUCUUCAGAUUCUGCAAUCAGAGAUCCAGACAUCAAGACGAAGAAAGAGGGGUUUUAUGAACUAUUAAAAUAGAAGAAGCUGGAAGCCAAUGGUAUGUGAUGCUAUGCAAUCCACCACUGUAAGACAAAGACCUUAAUUCUGUUCAAUGCCCUAAGGCCACUUGUUUAAUAAGCACAGGUUAGUUAGCUUAGUUGAAGGGGUUAUUGUUUGAGUAACUUGGAUACCUCGUAUUGCUUCCAUGUUGUCUUCUUUGUAGACCCCAAGGGGCGAGCCACGAACCGAGAGAAGCAUUUCACCAUGCUUAGGCAGUCUUAAGGUUUUGGGUGUCAUCCCCACAGAGAGUCUCUGACUGGUAGCCUGUAGCAAUUACAGAUGUUCCUUUGAACUUCAAGAAGGCUUGAAAUCAAUUAACACACAUGGC
This is a messenger RNA of Linum trigynum, 3690 nucleotides long. NCBI's taxonomy places the organism in Eukaryota, Viridiplantae, Streptophyta, Magnoliopsida, Malpighiales, Linaceae. The record is from the annotation of a GenBank genome assembly.